GUGCCGGCCCGUCCUUUUUUUUUUCUAUGCAGUCGAACCUUGCGCCACUGGCGGGAAGUCGAGAGAUCAUCGACGGCAGAAAAUACUCCAGAGCCUUCCCAGCCCAGGCCGCCCAAGCUGCUCCACCACGACAACCCCAGCUCAGGCAGCCCAGCUCAAUGCUGCAGCAUACGACUCUCCCUCCUCCCUCACCCUCCAGGCACAUGACGAAACCCCUCCGAACCAACUGCUAGCGCGAGCGGGAAGGCGAACCUGUUGUUGAACGACGACGGCGACUGUGGUGAUACUGAAGGCACCGUACAUAUACAUGUACUCCAGCAUGAAGCGCUCGAGCCGACAAAUAAUGUCCUGAAUUGAAACCAUCCCAACUCUCCCCGAUCCCAGCAGUCCGCCCCGCCGUUGCCUCAUGCCGAUGCUUGAAAGAACGGCCGCAAGUCUGGAACCAUGCAACUUCCAACGAGUGCUUCCUCCAAUAACACUCUCGCUCAAGUCGCACCGAAGACUGCACACCGCGUUCUGGCACCAUGGCGCUGCUGAGCUCGAGUUGUCCGGCGUCUGGCAGGCGCUCGUCCGGGACCCGCUCGAGUCACUCAAUAUCUUGUCUGUCCCUCGCCAUCUUAGGGCCGAGCCCUUGAUAGCUUCAACCUUCUUGCUCGAAUUCUUCAAUCCCCACAGUGCGGCGUCGCUCUUGAGAAGACUAUCCCCUUCGGUCCUCGACAAGUAUGAGCGGCCAAGGCUGUACCUCAAAAGUGCUGUGCCACGGCUCUUUACUUCAUCGGCGGCCUCGGCCCAGAAAUUCCAGUCGCAGCCUCAUCCCGAGGACGUACCAGCAAACCUUUCUGUUGGCCAGCAGUCCACGGACGGUGCACUAGCCCUCGAGGAGGAUGGACUCGAUGAAGACUAUGAAGACUAUGAAGAAUACGAAGACUACGAGGACGAAUACGGUGACAAUAUGUCUUCCACGGAUGCAAAUUCAGCAGGCCGGCCAGCGCGCACAGCUGCUCAACGCCCAGCUCAACGCCCCAGGAAACCCCUACCGGAUCGACUACGAGACAUCUUUCAGGCCGGAGACCCCUAUGAACUCAGCCAUGCGUGGCGGCUGUAUCAUGGUCACAAGGACAAGAAACUGCGCAGGGCCUUGCGCGACGAUUUCCUCGAUUAUGCGACAAGAUGCCGAAGCAUGGAGCAGUUGCUCGCAAUGGCCAUCAAGUUCUCAAACUGGGAGACAUUCGGUGACCUUUGGGAAAGAUAUCCGGAUGCACAUCUUGCCGACGCCGAGAAGCUCAACUGGGGGGACAUAGAAAGUGUCCUCUCCAAGGAGGAGAUUGCGAAUGGGAUCAAGGCUCUCGUGUUCCGCAUAGAUAUGGCCAGCCCUGCCAUUGCGCGAGGUGACCCAGAAUUUUCAAAGAGCUUGCUCGACAGGGUGAUAAACCCUUGUAUUCGCAGGUACUGGCAGGAGUCGAAGGCGGACGAUCUCGCCCUCAUGCUGCAUUUGCUCAAGGAUCAUCUCCUCUACGAAGAUCUCAUCUGCCACUCUCGACGACUAGGCCCUGAUCUCACGAUCAAGCUUUACAAGCAAUAUCGAAAGUUACCUGGAGUGAAACUUCGUGGUCACAUCAUGAGUCGAAUGAUGAGGCAUGUCUACUUUCCUGCCGACGAUGCUCGAGGCAUGGAAAUGAUGAGGAAAGACUGGCACACCCGUUUCGACCGACUGGAUAUACCAAACUAUCGGCUCUACAUGACUUUCUAUGCCCGCCGUGGAGAUGCAAAGACUGUACAUCGCUUUUGGGAUGCCUAUACCGCAGACUAUCCUGAUCGGAAUGCUCCCGUGGGCGGCAAGGACCCCGACUAUCUUCCCCUGCUACAUGUCCAAGCCGUCAGAGGCGAGCUAGGCGAAGUGCGGAAAGUUUUCGACAGACUCCAAAACGACUACGGUGCCAACCUUCCUGUCAUUUGUUGGAAUGUUCUUCUCAAUGCACAUGCCAAGGCUGGAGAGUACGACACGGCCAUUCGUGUUUUCACCGUCUUGCAAGACACUUGCACACCUGACCACUAUAGCUAUGGUACAAUGAUGGGCAUGAGUGGGGCAAGAGGCGAUCUCGAAUUCACACUAGAGCUAUACCGCAUGGCUAAGAACGACGGCGUAGAACCAAACGUCACCAUGAUCGAUGAUGUGGUGGAAGUCUACUGCCAGAACGAUAGAUAUUCUGAUGCCGAGAAAAUUUGCGUCAUGACAACAAAAGCCGGCAAAUUCAAGCCGGCCGAUUUCACUGUGCUGUGGAACAGUCUGCUGUACCAUCACGCUACUCGGCGUGACCUUACGACCGUCAACCGCCUCCUCGUGGCAAUGACUGACAAUGGUGUCCCUUACGACAACGAGACAUACGACCACCUCCUGCGUGGCCUAGCACUUUGCAAGCAACCUCACCACGCGCUCUAUCUCCUGAAGUCCGCUGUCAGAAACCAUGCAUUCAAGCCCACAGUCAGGCAUUAUGCUUUGCUGAUGAGUGCGUUUAUGCAGAGCGGGCAACCUUUGGAAGCCCUCCAAAGCAGCACCAUCCUUCGCGACCUGGGUGUGCAGCAGAGUAACGAGGCCAUGGUCCGAGUUUUCAAAGCUCUUGGUUCAUUGGCUCAAGCGUCGCCAGGCGAGCAUGACAGCGAGCAACACUCCUUGCUGACUUCGGCAUUGCGACAGUUCCGGCAAGCCAUGGACCCUGUCAGGAGAGCAAAGCGAGGACCGCAGCGUGGUGAUGCCUGGAUCCAGACACUUCAGUUCCCGGACACCGUGGCGAACCGCACAGAUUUAGCCUCCGUACUGAUCUUCGUCUUCACGCAGAUGCGGCAGACCAUGGCGGUGCCAGAGAUCUUACGUCUGUGGCGGAAGUCUUCUCCGGAGGCGGCGAGCAAGGGGGACCCUCCGUUGAGGCUGCUGGAUGCACUAAUGCUCUCUGCGUUCCACGACGGAAACUAUCAAGAGGUCAAGAGUAUAUGGGAUAUGAUAUUUGACCGCGCACUUCAGAUGGCUUACGUGGGCGCACCGGGAACAGAACGGGACGAGCCCCUCCCAUCUAUGCGGUACAUUCUCACCAGCGCCCUCAAGACGAUGCAGCGCACGUACGCGGCACAGGGUGAUGCCGACGGCCUGGGCCAGGUGGUAUCCUCGGUCCUGCAGGCCAAGUUCAGGCUGGACAGCAAGAACUGGAACUACUACAUCCAGUUCCUCGCCUCGAUGAAGAAGUUCCGCGAGGCCUUCAUCGUCUGCGAGGAGCAGCUGAUGCCGCACUGGUUCGGGUGGCAGCGCGUGCGCCGCGCGGUGCCCGACGCCAUGACCCGGCUGCCGCUCGACGUGCGCCGCAGGGGCUCGAGCCCGCGGAUCAACCGCCCCAGCACGCACACCCUCCUGACGCUGACCAAGGCGUACAUGGACCUGGAGCAGAUGGCGGCGUGGAGCCCCGAGGCGGACCGGCUGAUGGCCUACAUCGUGGACAAGUGCCCUCGCGUCAUGGCGGCCGUCAGGUCGCUGGUGCGCACCGACGACGACACGGAGCGCAGGCACCUCCUCAGCGAGAAGCAGCUGCGCCUCGAGGAGGAGAUGCGCAGGGAGCAGCUGGAGCGCGAGCGCCUGGGCGACCUCGCCGACGAGCCCGUCCCUCAGGCGUUCCUCGACAUGAUGGAGCUCGCGGGCGCGGGCCGCGGCACCAGCGUGGAGCAGGAGUCGUGGGAUGAGGAGGGCGGCGGCGCGGCAGGCAAGGCCGAGGCCGAGGUGGUGGCUGACGACGGGGACAGCCAGUGGUCUGACGUGCAGGACGACGACUGGACGCCGAGGCAGCCUGCGUCGCCUGGGGGCCGUGAUGUCCGCCCCGAAAACCUGCGCAAGGCUGAGGAUGCCAUCUUCCAGACCAGGUCGCCUGCGGUCUUCGCCUCUGAUGCGGCGAGGGCGCGUCGGUCGCCCGGGUCCGGUGAGUCUAAGCGUGGUGAUGGCAAGGAUAGAUGAUGGGUUGAUCUGUGAUAGCGUUUGGCAUAUAGAGGCAAAGGCUUGUCUGUGUGCCUAGAGUGUAUAUAUUUAUCCCGUCGGCUUGCUGUGCGUGUACACUGGAACGGAGGAGGUGCGAUCCAGUAGAGCUAGCCAGUCAUGAAGUGAUAGACAUCUUACACCUA
Molecule: messenger RNA, 4158 nt
Organism: Diaporthe batatas
Lineage: Eukaryota; Fungi; Ascomycota; Sordariomycetes; Diaporthales; Diaporthaceae
Exons: 2
Coding region: 407-3994 (1195 amino acids)
Molecular function (GO): protein binding
Source: RefSeq, a predicted model, not a curated record